Messenger RNA from Arachis duranensis, 1648 nucleotides. RefSeq lists its product as uncharacterized. Gene Ontology annotation, biological process: translation. NCBI's taxonomy places the organism in Eukaryota, Viridiplantae, Streptophyta, Magnoliopsida, Fabales, Fabaceae. Gene Ontology annotation, cellular component: ribosome. The record is from RefSeq and is a predicted model, not a curated record. The coding region runs from base 261 to 917 and encodes 218 amino acids. The transcript has 2 exons. Gene Ontology annotation, molecular function: structural constituent of ribosome.
ACAACUCACUUAUCCUAACCCUAACAGAAACCCAAUCCCGUUGCUCUCAGGUCCUAAGCUCCCCUUUCUGUAACGCCCUCUCGGUCAUCUUCCUUCUCUUCUUUCUCCAACACCCACCGCAUCGGCGUCUUCACCGUCGCCAUCAGAUUCGUCCCUCCUCCGUGCUCCGAAUGACCUUCGUUUCCUCCUCCGCCGUGCCGCGCCGCGACGGGCAGGAUAUUUGUUAACUGGAUUAGAAGUUUGCACUGUGAAAGCUAAGAAUGAAAACACUUUUAAGAUUAAGGCAUUGUUUACCACAAGGUUUAUGCAGACAAUCUCUUGGGUUGGUUAUAGUAGGGCUUAAUACUAGUAAGUCAAAUGUACUGUCAAGAAAUUUUGGUCAAAUUGCACGAAAAGAGGUGGAGGAGAAUGUUGAGGAGGUGGAAAUCGAGCAACGAAGUCUCCCGGCUGAUUUUGAUCCUGCAACAUUUGAUCUUACAGCUCGACACAACCCUCCAUCAGAGAGAGUUUUCAGGCUUGUUGAUGAGAUGGCAUCUCUAACCGUAGCUGAAGCAGCAGAAUUGGGUCACAUUAUGAUGAAGAAGAUGGGCAUGAAGGAGCUACCUACGGUGGGAUUUUUGAAACCAGGAACUGCAAAUCUUGCUGGAAUUGCGUCAAUGAAAGCGGAACCGGCUGCUGCAGAGGAGGAGAAGAAGCCAGAAAAAACUGUAUUUGAACUGAAAUUAGAGUCGUAUGAAGCAACUUCCAAGAUUAAAGUUAUCAAGGAGGUCCGGGGCUUUACUGAUUUAGGCCUGAAGGAGGCAAAGGAGUUAGUGGAGAAAACACCUUCUAUUAUAAAGAAAGGUGUUUCAAAGGAAGAAGGAGAACAGAUUAUAGAGAAAAUGAAAGCUCUUGGCGCAAAAGUUGUCAUGGAAUGAAGGUAACAUUAUCUUUGUUGUUCCUUUGGAAAGAAAUUUCUUCCAUUGUUCACAAUCUUUUUGUCAAAUUAUCUGAAGGUUUGAAAAGUUCAUAUUGUCAUCCUAGGAUACCACAAAAAUUUUUGGUAGUGGUUGUGUUAAUUUGUGUUAAUCAUUCUAGCUUAAUCUGGAACUUGAUUUAUGCUUGAAAAUUUUCCUUCAUAUCACUCCUCAUGGAGGCCAAUAAAAGUGGUUUUCCUACUGCUGAUGUUCACAUGUAUACAUAUUCGAGAAAAUCAGUUUUUCCUUGGCCAUCUUUCUAUGGAACACUAUAUAUGAAAUCUAAUAUAGUGUGUAAUUGACUUGUGGAACAAGACUUGGAUAUAUAGAAUUUACUCACAUUAAUAUUAUCCAUGGACACAUGGAAUUUUAGCAUUAACAGCUCACAUUAGGUUUGAGGAUAAUAAGCAUAUGUAGCAUGUCUCGUUUUAUUCACCAUUUAAUGAGAUAUGGUCAUACGGAUCUCAUUUGGAUUGAACGAUGGAGUGUGUGUGAGUCAAGAUAGGAUUCUAUACAUCAUGUGUACAAACAAUCCCUUCAUCAAACAUGGAAAAUUCCAUGAGUCAUAAUCACUCGGCCCUAUAAAUUUUGUUGCUCCUCAAGUGAGUUGUGCAAAUAUUGAUUUGUUGAAGGAUAUUUAUGUUUGAAAUUUUUGCUGAUAUAGUAAUAUACGAUUGGUUGUUUGUGUAAAA